Owenia fusiformis is the source of this 3298-nucleotide messenger RNA. The record is from the annotation of a GenBank genome assembly. Lineage: Eukaryota; Metazoa; Annelida; Polychaeta; Sabellida; Oweniidae.
UACAGAAUACUCUUUAGUGCCAUUUUCCCUGGAAAAUAAUAUUGGAAAAAAUGGAAAAUCCUUAGAUUUCUUAAAAAUUCUGCAUCAUUCGGUGCUGAGACGAAACUAUAAGGUAUGGGGAAUCGUUCCUCUACUGAGGUGACCGCCGGUGUAAAAGACCAAGCGGCAGGCGGGGACAAGUUUAAACUUUACAGUUUAGUAAACACAACAGGUGAAGGCAGUUUAGUGGAAAAUGCCAAAAUAUGUAUCCAGAAACAUGACUUUACAGAGCUGGAUGAGCUCAUUCGUACAGAAGUGGGCCCAUAUUUAUACAAUAAUGGACAAGGUAAGAUGAUCCCCAUCCAGGAACUUGUGAUCAGAAGGAACAAGGAGAGAGGGAACAAAAUAAAGGGUAGCAUAAAGGAAAAUAUGGAAACUACGGAUACUGACUCUGAUGACAUUGAGAAAAUGAAAAAUGGUCAAGAGAUGAAGUUUGUAUGUUGGGACUUGGAUAAAAGAGGUGCUGUUGGCGAACAAUGUCUCCACACAUGUAUCUUGGUUGCCUCGGCAACACAUACUGUUUUGGCCAAGCGCCUCUUAACCGUCUAUCCCAAGCUUAUAUAUGAUAUAUACACUAGCGAGGAAUAUUAUGGAGAGAAUGCGCUCCAUAUGGCAAUUGUAAAUGAAGACCCUGCAAUGUGCAAGUACUUGUUGGAUAAUGGAGCGGAUUAUCAUCAGAUUUGCUGCGGCAACUUCUUUUGUCCUGAUGACCAGAAGUCCUCUAGGGUUGAUAAUCUAGACCAUGAAUGGGUAGAUUUGUGUGUAAAGACAAAUUAUGAAGGAUAUACCUACUGGGGUGACUAUCCACUAGGAUUUGCAGCUUGUCUCGGCCAGGAAGAAUGUGUCCGUCUGUUAAUCGCAAAGGGGUCUGAUCCAAACAAACAGGACGCUAAUCUGAAUACGGUUUUACAUAUUUUGGUUGUGCAUGACAAGAAGAAUGACAGCCCUCUGGAAGACGAAACUAGACAUGAGAUUUUAGGGGAGAUGUUUGACCUUUUGCAUAGUCUUGGGGCAAAGAUGCACAUUAAAAACAGGCAAGGGUUAACCCCACUCACUCUUGCAGCAAAACUAGGACGUAAAGAGAUGUAUGAACACAUACUGGAGAUAGAACGUGAAGUAUAUUGGAUCUAUGGUGACGUGACGUGCGCUGCUUAUCCACUUGAGGAUAUCGAUACAAUAUCUGCCUCCGGGGAGAUUAAUAUGAAUUCUGCCAUGGCUCGUAUUGUUUAUGGGGAAGAACCAUCACAUCUGGAUAUGAUAGAUGGCAUUGUUGAGCAUCUGCUUCAAGAGAAGUGGAAAACAUUUGCACGAUACAGAUUCAUCCGCAGAUUUCUUAUGUUUGGAUUCUACUUCAUCAUCUUCACGUGUGCAUUCUUUUUACGUCCCGGCACGGACACCCAGCCGUCGUAUAAGAUGGUAAAUCAAACAGAUGAGAACGAUACUGUUACAACGCGUAAUGUCACAGUGAAAGACCCAUGUUACUUGCUUUUGAUUCGUUCCAAUGAUGAUUAUGCCCGCCUAGUCUUGGAGUGUAUGACUGUACUGGGAGCAAGUAUUUAUCUGUUUCUGGCCCUGAAGGAAGUUCACCACCAGGGGGUUAAGAUAUUCUUCAUGACUCUUCGGAGCGCCCCUGUAAAGACAAUGUUCUUGAUGGCAUGUAUAUUUGUCACAAUGAUGGUCCCAGGACGUGCCUUCUGCCAGUCGACCUAUGAAGACGUCAUGGGAGUAUUGGCGAUCCUGUGCACUGCACCAUAUUUUCUGUUCUUCUGCAGGGGUUUCAAGAUUGUUGGGCCAUUUGUUAUCAUGAUCUAUAAGAUGAUCCUGACAGACUUGCUGAGGUUCAUCACCAUCUACUGUGUCUUCCUCAUUGGAUUCUCACAGUCAAUGUAUAUCUUAUUCCGGGGAAAGGAUGGUACAGCUUUCAGUGCGCCAGAGGAGGCUAUCAUGGGAAUGUUUGUGAUGUCACUUGGAGAGUUUGGCGAUACAUACAGCACAUUCAGUCAUACUUGUCAUCCUGUUAUGACUAAGAUAAUAUUUGUUGUAUACAUGGUCCUGGUGACCCUUUUGCUGAUCAAUAUGUUGAUUGCCAUGAUGGGCAACACUUACCAACUCAUAUCAGAGACCAAGAAUGAAUAUCUUAGACAGUGGGCCAAGAUCAUUUUAGUUAUUGAACAGACUGUAACAACAGAGCAGAGGAUUCUCCAACAGAAGAAAUAUUCCCACCCUAUGGCUGAUGGGCGACGUGCGCUUGUCAUACGCUGGCACCAAACGGAGAAAGAGAAAGAAGAUCUGAAGAGACUUCGUAAAGAACAAAUUCAACAACAGAGGGCGCUGGUUGAGAAAAAACGUGAACUUAAUAAACCAAAUAGUCGCCCAGUUAGUCAUAAAAAUCAAAAGCUUGACUAAUAAGGAACCAUUAGUCAACUUAUCAGUCAUGAAUCAGCAAAGCCAUCAAAGGCUAACUCUUAAAUACAAGCAACCAAUAAUUGACUUUUAAGUCAAGAAUCUCAAAUGAUAUCAGUUGGCAAUUCAAGCUUGUAGUUGUGAAUCUUAAUGUCAGCUAAUACAAAUAGUCUUUAGUCCAUGUACAUAUCCCGAACAGAUUAAGUACAUGUAUAGGGGGUGCAAUUUAGCCCAUAUUUUGCCAAGCAUGCAUAAUUUCACACCAAAAUUCCCUGAUUGCAAGCUUAGGUCUUGUAUGAUAGAGCAUUUUGCAUAUCAUACUUCCCAACUGAGUUUGUUUAAAAUAUAUUGGAAAAAUGUGACCAAACAUUUUACUGAAAAGUGAUAAAUGUUAAUAACAGGGAAGUCAGUCAAUAUUCCCUACACAGUAUUGUUACCAUAGAUACCAUUACAUGUUUUCCAUGACUUGGUGUUUGUGGUUGCUAUGGUUUUAACCAUAGUGAAGUGAUCAUAACUAGACUUCCUUGAUUUGAACAUGACAUUUUAUCUGGGAAUUAAUUUAUUUAACUAUGAUAUGACUGACUUCAAAAACAUAAAACCCAUGAUUAAACAUUCCCAGAAUGUCCCAUGUACGCAGAGUGGAUUGAUAUACCUGAUAAAUUGAAACAUAAUUGUACCAACUUUAUUUUAGAACUUUAAGAAUAUUUUUAAACUUGUCAUGUUAUCUAGUCAGUAUGUCUUGCCUAUAACCGCAGCUGAAAAAAAUAGUUCAAGAUAUAUGUAGUAUAUUAUCGCAUUGAAAUGUAUUGCAAAUCAAGUACAGUAUACAUGUUGUAGUACUGUAGUACAGUGUUCA